AUGGCUCCCUCAGCAAUCUCUCCCGCUCAGCAGCACGCGCAGCUCGCCUUCGCCUCCAAGAAGGUGAAGGAUGCCGCUGCCCUCGUUGAGGACCGCACCGACGAUGGCUUGACCAAGUCUCUGAACGAGAUGAUGGGCAGUUGGGACAACUUCACCUUCGCCCCCAUCCGCGAGAGCACCGUCUCCCGCGCCAUGACCCGUCGCUACUUUGCCGACCUCGACACGCACGCCGAGUCUGACAUCGUCAUCGUCGGCGCCGGCUCCUGCGGCCUGUCGGCAGCCUACACGCUGGGCACGCUCCGCCCGGACCUGCGCAUCACCAUCAUCGAGGCGGGCGUCGCCCCCGGUGGCGGUGCAUGGCUGGGCGGCCAGCUGUUCAGCGCCAUGGUGAUGCGCAAGCCGGCCGACGUGUUCCUGCGCGAGAUCGGCGUGCCCUUCGACGACGAGGGCGACUACGUGGUCGUCAAGCACGCCGCGCUCUUCACCAGCACCGUCAUGUCCAAGGUGCUGGCCAUGGACAACGUCAAGAUGUUCAACGCCACGACUGUGGAGGACCUGAUCACGCGUCCCGACGAGGGCGGUGCGGGCGUCCGUAUUGCCGGCGUCGUUACCAACUGGACCCUGGUGUCGAUGCACCACGACGACCAGAGCUGCAUGGACCCCAACACCAUCAACGCCCCCGUCAUCAUCUCCACCACCGGCCACGAUGGCCCCUUCGGCGCCUUCUCGGUCAAGCGCCUGGUCAGCAUGAAGCAGCUGGAGCAGCUCGAGGGCAUGCGCGGGCUGGACAUGCAGCGGGCCGAGGACGCCAUCGUCAAGAACACGCGCGAGAUUGUGCCGGGCCUGAUCGUCGGCGGCAUGGAGCUGUCCGAGAUCGACGGCGCCAACCGCAUGGGCCCGACCUUUGGCGCCAUGGCCCUCAGCGGCGUCAAGGCGGCCGAGGAGGCCAUCCGCGUGUUUGACCUGCGCAAGAAGCAGAACGAUCUGUGA
Messenger RNA from Chaetomium globosum CBS 148.51, 990 nucleotides. Its product is annotated as thiazole biosynthetic enzyme, mitochondrial precursor. Bases 1 to 990 code for a protein of 329 amino acids. The transcript has 3 exons. Gene Ontology annotation, biological process: thiamine biosynthetic process. Lineage: Eukaryota; Fungi; Ascomycota; Sordariomycetes; Sordariales; Chaetomiaceae. The record is from RefSeq and is a predicted model, not a curated record.